AUGGCCGCCAACAAGCAGGGCAAGAUGCAAAACCUCAUCAACUAUCGCAUGAGGAUUACCCUGACCGAUGGCCGACAGAUGACCGGGCAGAUGCUCGCCUUUGACAAGCACAUGAACCUCGUACUUGCAGACACAGAAGAAUUCCGUCGCGUCAAGCGGAAGUCUAAGCCGGCUGCCGGACCGUCAAAUGCGCCCCUGGUUGAAGCGGAGGAGAAGCGCACUCUCGGUCUCACAAUCGUGCGCGGUACUCACGUUGUUUCCUGCUCCGUCGAUGGUCCCCCUCCUGCCGAUCCCUCCGCACGACUUGGAACGAACGUGCCAGGCGCUGCAGCUGCAGCUGCCACUCUCGCUGCUGGCCCAGGAAUUAGCAAGCCCGCUGGACGUGGUCUUCCUGUUGGUCUUGGAGGUCCUGCUGCUGGUGUCGGAGGACCACCACCUCCCCCUGGUGGAUUUGGUGGCUUCCCACCUGGUGGUUUCCCUGGCGCACCACCCCCGGGCUUUGCUGGUCGUGCCGGGCCCCCAGGAGGUCCUCCUGGCUUCGGUCCCCCACCUGGCUUUGCCCCCCAGGGUGGCCCUCCUGGCUCUUUCCAACCUCCUCCAGGAUUCCAGCCCCCAGGCCAGGGUCGCGGUUUCCCCCCACCAGGUUUUGGAGGAAGAUGA
Aspergillus clavatus NRRL 1 is the source of this 660-nucleotide messenger RNA. RefSeq names its product small nuclear ribonucleoprotein-associated protein. Gene Ontology annotation, cellular component: catalytic step 2 spliceosome; U2 snRNP; U1 snRNP. Lineage: Eukaryota; Fungi; Ascomycota; Eurotiomycetes; Eurotiales; Aspergillaceae. Gene Ontology annotation, biological process: mRNA splicing, via spliceosome. The transcript has 6 exons. Bases 1 to 660 code for a protein of 219 amino acids. Gene Ontology annotation, molecular function: RNA binding. The record is from RefSeq and is a predicted model, not a curated record.